ACUACGUGACGUCAUCAUAAAACCCACUUGCCAAGAAUGUAACCUUGGAAUUAUCUGAAUUAAGCUUCUGUUUAAUUAAUUACAAUCUUUUUUAAUUGUAUCUGAGAGUAGAAUCGUCAAAUAACAAAACUGCAUUGGUCUAAGAGGCCUUUUCCCCGUCUCAGUAUAGAAUGUCUCGUCAUGAGGGGGUCAGCUGUGAUUCUUGCCUGAAGGGAAACUUUCGAGGUCGUCGCUAUAAGUGUUUGAUAUGUUACGACUAUGAUUUGUGCUCGACCUGCUAUGAAGCUGGGGCUACAACCACCAGGCACACAGCUGACCACCCCAUGCAAUGUAUUCUCACCAGGAAUGACUUUGACUUGUAUUAUGGAGGAGAAGCUUUAACAGCAGAACAACCUCAGUCUUUCACUUGUCCCUACUGUGGGAAGAUGGGAUAUACAGAUGCCACAUUACAUGACCAUGUCACUUCAGAGCAUGGAGAGGCAUCUACGGAAGUGGUAUGUCCCAUUUGUGCGUCACAUCCAGGAGGAGAUCCGAACUGUGUGACUGAUGAUUUCGCAGAACAUCUCUCAAUACAACACAGAACACCAAGAGAAUUUGAUGAACCAGCAGGAAUAAGACAUGUCCGUAGAAUACCCCACCCUGGGCGAGGUGUUAGUGGUACGAGAACACGGAGAGCUAACAUGCAUUUUUCCUCGGGAGGCUCGGCCCUGUCGGGCUUGUCUCCGGGCACACGUGAUACCAUGGAUCCCAUCGCUGAGCUUCUGUCUCAGUUGUCUAGUGUUCGAAGUCGGGCUGCUGCAGCUCAGAGCGUGUCCUCACAGUUACAACAGCUAGAGAUGCAAUUACAGUCCACUAGUUUGGAGAGCUCACAACACUCUUAUCUACCCUACAGACAACAACUAGAGAGACUUCCAAAUCGUCGUCAAGUGGAGUCCAGUAAAAGUAAUGUUACGAAUUCAGCUAAUUCAGGGAGUUCCACAGAUAACCAGGGAGGACAGACCCAGGCCAGCAGUAGCAAUGCCGCAAAGUCAAACUCUCCGUAUUUAUUGGUCAGGUGUAUGGAAAAUGCUGAGAAUUCUUGCAAAAGUGUAGGCCAGGAGGCAUAUGAUAGGAGUAUAUUUGUACAAGAACUGUUGUUGUCAACACUGACAGAGCAACUUCAUGUGUUAGAGGAGGCAUCAGUUUGUUUAGAAGAGGAGGGUCCCCGACUGACUCCCUCAAGUAACGAGGCGCAAGACAGUGUAUCACCAUCAAAUCCUACCACACAGAACAAAGCUCCCACUACAAAGCCAUUGCCCUCAGAAAAGAAUAGUUCUACAACAGCGGCCAAGACGCAGUCAGCUGGCGGAGGUGGUGGUGGUGCUAAUGGAUCGACAGUAUCGGCACCACGUGGGGGAUCAUCUCAAGGAGCCACUCCUGUACGACAAGGUCACAGUUCUCAUGGAGGGGUCUCCAUGUAUAAUUCACACCCCGGGGCUAACCCAGUGUCUGCAUUAGCAGGAGCAAGCAUGGGGUCAAGUAACCCUGUACCCCUUCCUGGGCGACCCAUGUCAGCUGGUCAAAGAGACAAUAGAAUGAACCCUGCUGCUGUUAAGAAAGCAAUGUUUAAGCCAAUGCCAACAUCUCAAAUGUCAGAUCGUGAGCCACCUCCACAUUGAGGCAGGCCCUGCAGUUUGAUCUUUAUUCAGAAUUACUAAAUCCAAAAGACAAUGGAUAUGUGUUAGUAUAAAUAAUAUUUAUUGCUUGUAAAUGAUUUUUUGUUUCACUGGUCUAUUAAUUCAUUGAAAGUUUUAGUGUUACUUGUCAUUAUCGACAAAACUGAUACACUAAGUUCUUGUAUGAAAAUCUUAAUCGUGGCACAUGGUAUUUCAUUUGCUACAGUGUUUUUUUUUUCUCUUAAUGUGUACGAUUUAUUAUAUCAUGAGAAUUCUUGUUCCCCAAUAUUGGAUUUGCCUAUCCGCUGUGAUAUUAUAGUAUGUGCUAUCCAUUUAUGCUACAUGUAGGAGUCCAGUACUAUAAGGCCAUUCCAAACGGAUGUUAUGUUUUUCAAGUAGCAAGAAAGAGAAGUAUGUGAUUUAUAACCCAAACCAUCAGUGCAUUUGUGCUCUGCAAAACAAUUUUUUUUACAUGUGUAUAUUUUGUUUCUUUUGCUUACUUUAUAAUUUUUUUUUCUCUUAAGGUAAAAGAGACCUAAUUGGUAUUUGCAUUCAUCUUAAAAAAAUGAAAAUGUAAAUUUUACUGAAGUUCCACAAUUUUCUUCUUUCUUUAAACAGUUGAAUAAAGCAUAGUCUGUACACGUUUUAUUCAUUAGGUCAUGCUUUAAUAAUACAUCUUCUUUCCUUACAAUCUUAUAAGGGAAGCUACACAGGUUAAAAUGAUGGAGACCAGUAAAUUUAAAAGGAGGAAUUUUAGAAUUUUUUUUCUAAAAAUUAUUUAUGAUAAUCUAUAUUACAUAAACAUAUGGAAGUGUUUACAUAAUAGUCUAUUUAGCUUUUAAAAUAGAAAAGGUUAUUUACAUUCUUAUGUGGAAAAAGCAAUUUCUCCUUUUCUGCAAUGCAGUAGCUGUAACUUAUUUUUUGCCAUUUUCAUUGUUCACACAUUUGCGAUACUCUUGAUACGAUGACAAAAUUUUAAAGACACCUUAUUUUGGUAAGAAAAUUAUUUUGUUUUUAGAAUCAUGACAAAACGUUCAUGGUUUCUUAUUAUUGUAAGUAAAAUCUUUACAAAACAAAAAAUUAUUCACGAGCAGAUGGUCAAAAGAUUAUUACAUAAAAAGAAAACAUAUGAAAUAAAAAAUAUUAAAAGGAAAGAAAGAAUUACUGACAAUGUUAUUCAAAUGAAUGCCCUUAAAAUAUUAAAUAAUCAAAUAAAGAACUUGGACUGAUAGGUCUCUGGACUGGAAAAAAAAUUCUGCUACACAACAAAGAAUUACACAAUGGCCAUUCAUAGAUUAUACAAGUACAAGCAGGCAACAGCAUCUCAAAAAUGGGAAACAAAUUAUUUGAUUAUUUUAUUAAACAUAGAUUUUCAAAUUAAAGAUAAAAAAAUUGGUAAACUGUAUGCACACAAUAUGCAUAUAUUUCAAUGUGUGUUUAUUGUUGCCAGGUGGAUUUAUAAUCUUGAUGGCUUUAUCUAUACAUCAUACACAAGGGAGAUCAUUUAUUGUACCUAUAACCCAUGUUGUUGCUUUAUAGUUACCUUGCAUUGACACUUGUCAGCAACCAAUGUACAUUAUACAUACACGUACAAAUAGGCCAAACUCCAAUGAAAUCAAAAAGUUAAACCAUUCAACACUGACAAUUACUGAUCAUUAUAAUUUCUGGACUUCUAAACUGGUGUUAUCAUUGUAAAGAUAAUUUUAGGAAGGUUUUAAAUUCUUUUAGGCAUACUCCAGAGCACAAAUCUUUUGUAAUGAAAAGUAGUCAUCAGGAAUCUGUUCAGUUUUGUAAUGUAGACUGAUAGCAUGUUGUCUUGGGGAAUAGUAUUAUGAAGUUACAAUGAGCACAAACCUUGUGUCUGGGUUUAGAGUCAGUUGUGUACGUAAGUGAGUGAGAAGUUCAACUGAAAUGGAAUAAAUUCCUAAUGUAAAAUUA
Molecule: messenger RNA, 3593 nt
Organism: Saccostrea cuccullata (small rock oyster)
Lineage: Eukaryota; Metazoa; Mollusca; Bivalvia; Ostreida; Ostreidae
Product: E3 ubiquitin-protein ligase KCMF1-like
Exons: 7
Coding region: 171-1658 (495 amino acids)
Biological process (GO): synaptic signaling
Cellular component (GO): plasma membrane
Molecular function (GO): zinc ion binding
Source: RefSeq, a predicted model, not a curated record